AUGGAUAUCAUCAACGACAACUGGGAUGACACGGAAGGCUACGAGUCUCCUACGAUCGAUAACAUCCCUAGAGGAGAUGAUACUGGAUUCUCAGAUGCUGAGCCAUCCACCGUUGAUUCUCCUCAAUCACAUGGACCAGCACUAGCCUCGAGCAAGUUUUACGAACGAAAGUGGAGCCGUCUUUGCCAGCACUAUAGCGACCACUACCUCGAAUUAUUUAAAGCUACCUUCGAUCCCAGUGGUGAUGACUUCACCAGUGGGAAUCUGUCUAGUACUCAGCUAGGAGCAGUUCGGUGGAAGCCUUCGGAAAAAGAAAAAUUUUAUGACGCACUCUCUCGAAACGGUCGACAUGAUUUGCAUGCCAUCUCGAAUUUAGUAGCGUCAAAAUCAGAAGUCGAAAUCAAAGCGUAUCUGGACGCCCUACGGGAACAAGAGACCGAUCGACAACUCUUUGCACGGCAGGCAAAGAAUAUCUCGCAUGCUGAGAUCCCGGCAGCUGUUGAAAUUGGCUCGGAAUGUGAAGCAGUCCUCGAUCAGGCCGCCGAGGCUUUGGCAGCGUUUCAAGAACAAUAUGACCAUGCCGCUGGUCAACGCAGCAAUAAGCUUUGGUUGAUCGACCAUCAGAUAGCGGCUGAGCUAGAUCAAAAAGCAGAUGACGAAGAGGGCGUCAGCGAAACCUCCGACGUGAACAGCGAUGAGAUCGAGUUGUCGGAGCCUGAAGAUACUUGGAGGUUGUUCCAUCUCUCGACCUUUCUGGUGCUCAGCGAGCAGUUCUUCAUGAACCGAGGCACCGACGGGGCUGACACGUGGAGAAACCUUGCCGAAGACGGUCAACGUCCAGCGCUGACGAUGGACGCCGUGAGAGAUCUGUAUGAUACCGUUGUGAAUUUCACUCGAAUAUUGGUCCAAUCCUGUCUUUUCAUAACGACAUCUCGAAUCAGAUCCUCCACAAGUCUUGUUUAUAAGCCCGAAGGAAUUGUCAGAUCAGAAGAUGUCUUGGCCACAUUGGAUGUGUUGAAUGUCAAUGCCAGUUCGGACAAAUUUUGGAGGGGGAUAGCAAGGAGGAAUGGGUUGUCAGUAGUGGGGGGUGCUCACGACAAGGGAACUAGCAAUAAAGCGGUCAUUCCGUACAACGAAGUUGAGGCAAUAUUAGCCACAUCCCAACGGAGGAGGUCGAUUUCAGCUAUGUCAGAAGAUUCAACACGAUGUCAAACUGCGUCCGGCGAGUCACUACCUGACCACAAGGCCUUUCUCGAUGCUGAGGAUAUGUCGGCAAGACACGAUGUUCGCCGCUCGCCUGAGUCCGUAUUCCCCAGUCUCGAUAGAGAAGAGGCACUUUCAGCUAGUCUCGACAGCGAGAGCGACACAUCCAGCGCCGAAUGUGGACCAAGGGCACCAAUCUCGAGGCAACAGAGAAUCCAAAUCCUUGAGGAAGAACAGGACGACUAUAUGGAGCGCCUGGACCAAGUAGCCCGCAAACAGGAAGAAUCACGGCUCCUGCAGUUGCUUGGCAUUGAAGGCAUCAAAGAGAUCAAAAAUGAAGAAAUGACGAGGCCGGGGAUGCGGCCAAAGGAGUUGAGAAAGACUAUUCAAGAUACUAUGGGUUGGCGUGGCGUCUUCCAGGCAGAAUGGGAGCGAUAUGGAGAAGCUUUGCCCACCGAAAGUUUUUCAGAAGUUGAGUCUCGGGCCAAAAGGAGGAAGUUGGAUCCAGGCACCGGCUUCAUUGAAUAA
Molecule: messenger RNA, 1731 nt
Organism: Rhinocladiella mackenziei CBS 650.93
Lineage: Eukaryota; Fungi; Ascomycota; Eurotiomycetes; Chaetothyriales; Herpotrichiellaceae
Exons: 1
Coding region: 1-1731 (576 amino acids)
Biological process (GO): transcription initiation at RNA polymerase I promoter; nucleolar large rRNA transcription by RNA polymerase I
Cellular component (GO): RNA polymerase I upstream activating factor complex
Molecular function (GO): rDNA binding; RNA polymerase I general transcription initiation factor activity
Source: RefSeq, a predicted model, not a curated record